GUCUUGUCUUAUUCCUGGAUAUAAAUUUUUGGGUUUUCAUUCCCCCAAGUGCGUUCGCUGUCGUAGAACCACAAAAAAAAACCGCAGGGGAGUUCGCAGUACGUCCUUUCAAGGGAGAAAGGUUUUCAGUUUUUUUUUCCUGCGGCGCCGACGCAGCACGCCUCGGCAGCCGAUAGUCGACGGUCGCACAGCACCUUCGUCACGCAUCACAUUAUUUCCGCAGUGUUGCUUUGCGUGGUGACUUUCCUCAUUUGAAAUUCUUGAUUUUCUUUUCGUUUCCAUUUUCCUUGGUGUUUGUGCGUCUUCCUCACCGAGUAGUGUGUAGGUCUCUGUAGCGUAUCUAUCGGGAGCCGAACACCAGCACGGGACCGCCGUAUCUCAUUAAGAAGCAGUUGCGGAGCGGUACUGCGAAGAGACUGCUUGAUUUAUGAAUAUCCUUCUCUCAUCACCAUCAUCUCGAAAUAGUCGAAGUGUUCCUCCCGCCGCGCCGUAUAUCUUUCUCCGCGUGUCGGCAGCGCGUUAAAAGCGUGUCGUCUGCUAUACGUUACUUUCGUUUUCUACCUUUUCUCCCUUGUGUUUUCGGUCACUGCCGACGUGUUUGCUUUUUUAUUUUGGCUUCCUUUAGAAGCAUGGAUUCCAGUUGAGGAGACAAUUUGUAUCCUCACCUCUCUGUUCCCUUCCCCUCAUAUUUAUUUUUUCAAUCUAUUCCCUUCUUACUUUCUCCGCUUUGAACGCCAAACUGUAUUGUUCUCUCUUUACCCGUUCCGAGGUUUACCGAAGCAAACUUUUUUUUAACUAUUAUUAUUUUCUCUUGUUUGAAACGCUGCAACAUUGCUCGAUUCAUUCAAGGUAAUUCGUUUUCGGGGCUGUGAGGUUGGCCCUCCUCCUUCCCUCCUAAGGAAAAAAACCUAUGAUGUGUUGGUUUGUGUUUGUGUAACGGAGAAAAGGAAUUACAGUGUGGCGCAAAGAAAGAUGGGCAAAUCCAGAGCCGGUAAAGGUUCCUUCUACGCCAACAUGGUUGUCCUAUCAGCUGUGUUGGUGUCCGAGUCGCUAUCUGCGACGUUGAUGAUGCCGUUUGUGGGUCUAUUUGUGUCCCGGCUGCAGCACAUCCCGCCGAGCGAGGCGGGCUACAUGUCAGGCUUGCUGAUCUCCGUCUUCCAACUGGGACAGGUGCUCACCGGCAAGAUGUGGGGCACCGCCAGCGACCGCGUGGGCCGCAAACCGAUGAUCCAGGUGGGUCUGCUGGCGAACGCCGUCGUGUCCAUCUUCUUUGGCAUGAGCCCGACAUUGACGUUCUGCGUGAUCACACGCUUCAUUCACGGCUGCGCCAACGGAAACGUACUCGUCGCCAAGACAGUGAUUGCGGACAUCACCGACAAGGAGACGGAGGGGAUGGGUUUCGCAGCCAUUAGCAUUUUCUGGGGGGUCGGUUCCAUUCUUGGGCCGGCCAUUGGCGGCUACUUGUACGACCCUGUGCAUCACGCCGUGCUGGGGCCGUGGCUCUUCCCCGGCGUGGACGAGAAUAACGAAAGCUUGUUUUUCGACCACCCAGCCUUGCUUCCGUGUCUCGUGAUCAGCGUCUUUUCCGUGAUGACACUCUUCGUCAUCUCGUGGCUGUUACCGGAGACAAGCCGCCAUCCAGUAGACCCCUUCCUGUCGCUCUUCACCCCUUCCUCGUCGCUGUCGGUUCGAGGGACAUCAAAGGUCAAGCUACCAGGCAAUGCGAUGGAGAGCUGCAGAACUGUUACCGCGGCUUCCGAUGAGAUAAUUGCCGUCGCGGAGGAAAACGGAGACAGCGACGGUGGAAGCGAUGACGACGACGACUCGGCGUACGACGACGGCGACGAUGCGUUGGGCCGGGGUGAUGGCUGGAGGUCGCGGUCGGGCCCCAGUGACGGCGGCCGCCAGUUCACGAAACGCCUCUUCUCGACCACCAAUGCCUUGCCGUCGUCCGAGAGUCUCAACAACGUGAUCGCCUCCGCGAUGCUGGCAAAGGAGUACGACCGUCGUGCAGCGGUGUCUGGAAUGGGUGCGAAGAAGGAAGCCUGGACCCACGUCGUGGCGGGACGGUGCACGCCGCAGUUUGCCACGCGAUCGCCCACCGCGAGCUUCACUUCAGCGUCGCAUCGGCGCAUAAACGAAGAAGGACAGCUACCGCGACAGCAGUUCUAUCAGCAGCAGCAGCAGCAGCAACAGGACACGCCGUCGCAGAUUGGCGACAGACGAGCGGCGGUGGUGUUACGCAACGCAGCGAACGUGGAGGACAGCCCCGCCGCCAAGAGCGUUGACCACUCGAAGUUAUCGGUGCGAAGUCCGCCGCAGCUACUACACAACAAAGACAUCGACUCCGGCGAUGAGCCGACGUGUCGGCGGUCGGUCCCGAUCACGUUCGGCUACCGCGAAGCGUUCCUCAUGCCCAGCUCCCGCAACGUGAUGGUGAUGUACAUGUGUAUUGCAUCUACGGAAAGCGCUCUGCUGGAAGUUAUUCCUCUGUGGGCGAUUUCGGAGCGUGAGAAGGGCGGCUUGGGCUUUGCGUCGGAGGACAUCGGCACCCUCCUGUGUAUCUCCUCCCUCGUCUACGUGGCCGUCAAUGUGGUGUUUAGCCGAAUCCUGAAAGGUAUGGGCGGCGCUACUCGUCCGCUGUGGGACCUCUCUGUGAUGCUGUGGUGCGUCACGUCGAUCCUCACUCCGUGCUGCGCGUACUUCACCGACGAGAAAACGAUCUUCUACAGUGCGUCCGUGAUCACCUCGGUGCGCGAGAUUGGUUUGUCGUGGAGCUAUAGCCUCCUGUACAUGUACGUGGUCCGCUGUGCACCGGACGACUGUGCCGGGUCCAUCAACGGCAUCGCCCAGUCAAUUGGAUCGUUCUCACGCAUGCUCACGAUGCUGUUUAUCCCACCCAUUUUCGCGUGGUCAUUGAACGGCGCAACGCAUCCCUUUCCCUUCAAUUUCCACUUCGUAUUUUGGGUCACCUGCGCGCCCCUGCUGAUCAGCUUCGUCGCGUCGUCUCUCCUGCCGGUCCGUGUGACGGGGUGA
This is a messenger RNA of Leptomonas pyrrhocoris, 3036 nucleotides long. RefSeq lists its product as hypothetical. The record is from RefSeq and is a predicted model, not a curated record. Lineage: Eukaryota; Euglenozoa; Kinetoplastea; Trypanosomatida; Trypanosomatidae. The transcript has a single exon. The coding region runs from base 973 to 3036 and encodes 687 amino acids. Gene Ontology annotation, biological process: transmembrane transport. Gene Ontology annotation, molecular function: transmembrane transporter activity.